AUGUACAUGCAUACUGACACACAACGUAGUGAGGAAAUAGGCAGGCAGGCAGCGUGGAUGGCUGGGGCUGAGUACGAGGGAGAGCGCCUGCACAUUGACACGCAUCAGCCCCCAUGCAUUCAUUCACAGACAGCGACACAGAGUAAUGCAUGCACGUGA
Messenger RNA from Bipolaris zeicola 26-R-13, 159 nucleotides. RefSeq lists its product as uncharacterized. The record is from RefSeq and is a predicted model, not a curated record. NCBI's taxonomy places the organism in Eukaryota, Fungi, Ascomycota, Dothideomycetes, Pleosporales, Pleosporaceae. Bases 1 to 159 code for a protein of 52 amino acids. The transcript has a single exon.